This is a messenger RNA of Penicillium malachiteum, 621 nucleotides long. RefSeq names its product GAF domain-containing protein. The transcript is spliced from 5 exons. Gene Ontology annotation, cellular component: cytosol. Bases 1 to 621 code for a protein of 206 amino acids. The record is from RefSeq and is a predicted model, not a curated record. Gene Ontology annotation, molecular function: protein binding; L-methionine (R)-S-oxide reductase activity. NCBI's taxonomy places the organism in Eukaryota, Fungi, Ascomycota, Eurotiomycetes, Eurotiales, Aspergillaceae.
AUGCCUCACGCCGACUCCUCCUACUUUUUCCCUGGUUCUUCCAAGGCCGACAUCUACGAGCAGGUCUUAUCACAAGCAAAGGGUCUCCUUGACGGACAACGCAAUUGGGUCAGCAACCUCUCCAACGUCUCCUCCCUCCUCUGGCACGCCUAUGCCGCCCUCCCCUCCCCUUCCUCCGCCGUCAACUGGGCCGGCUUCUACAUCCGUGAUGAUAAAUUCCCCGCUCUUGCCUCCCCAGUCUCCUCCCCACCAUUGCCAGGCAGCGAUGGUAUCCCCGGUGUAACCAUUUCCACCACAUACGCCUCUCCCGAGAACCAAGUCCUGCUUCUGGGUCCCUUCCACGGAAAACCAGCUUGUCAGCAGAUUAGUUUCGGAAAGGGUGUCUGCGGCACAGCGGCUGCUAGUCAGCAGACUGUUGUCGUACCGGAUGUUCAUGAGUUCCCGGGCCACAUUGCAUGCGAUGCGGAUAGUCGUAGUGAGAUUGUGGUUCCUAUUCUUGUUCGAGGCGAGACCGUCGCUAUUAUUGAUAUCGAUUGUACCCUCCCUUCUGGGUUUGAUGAGGUCGAUAAGAAAUACCUGGAGCAGCUGGCUGAGAUCCUGGCUGAGAGCUGUGAUUGGUAA